AUGGCAACCAAGAAGAUGAAUGUUUUGGUUUACUCUGGUAAUGGAAGCACAACAGAAUCCGUGCGUCACUGCAUCUACACUCUACGACGCCUCCUCUCACCAGCGUACGCUGUCAUUCCGGUGACAGGCGACAUCAUCAUCAAAGAGCCAUGGAUGCCCACCUGUGCUCUUCUCGUUUUCCCCGGCGGUGCAGAUCUCGGCUACUGUCGAACUCUAAACGGCGAGGGAAAUCGCCGCAUCGGCCGUUACGUCAACUCCGGCGGUUCAUUCCUUGGCUUCUGCGCUGGAGGCUACUAUGGCUGCGCAAGAUGCGAAUUCGAAGUUGAUGAUCCUAAAAUGGCGGUCGUGGGAGAUAGAGAGCUGGGCUUCUUCCCCGGCAUCUGUAGAGGUUUAGCGUUUCCGGGGUUUGUGUAUCAUUCGGAGGCUGGUGCAAGGGCGGCGGAAUUGAAAAUUCAUGAGAGCGCGUUUGCGGACGGAAAGCAUGGGUUACAGAAGACGUUCAAAAGCUAUUAUAAUGGUGGUGGAGUGUUUGUGGAUGCGAAGAAGUUGGAGAGUCGGGGCAUCGAGAUUCUUGCAAGUUACACUGAGGAUUUGAACGUCGACUCAGGAGAAGGUGCCGCAGCAGUAGUCUACCGAAAAGUAGGCGACGGCCAUGUCGCUCUCACUGGACCGCAUCCCGAAUUCGCACCUAACAACCUUACGAAAAGCCCCAAGCUGCCCUCCUACUCCGCCGCCAUCGACGCUAUCUCCAGCACCGACAACACACGCAUCGCCUUCAUGCGCCUACUCCUCCAAAAGCUGGGCCUCAAAGUUAAUGAGGAAGAACAAGCGGUACCGUCUCUCUCCCAUCUGCAUCUCUCGUCUUAUACGCCUGCAGACGUCUCCGACCUGGUCGCCUCGUGGUCGGAAAUCUUUACUCUAGUCGAUGGCGACGAGUAUAUUAAGGGUGAGAACGAUGUGUUUCGUAUUGAGAAAGAGGGUGCUGUUUGGGGCCUCCAGGGGUUAAAGAAGGCUGUUGAGAAGGUGGAGGAGGCAUUGCCUGCUGUUUUGACGGGGGAGACGAAGGACAGUGGCAAAGAAGUGGAAGAGAGUGGAAAAGAGGACAAGAAGCCGAAAACUAAAGAGGAAGAAGUCCGCGAACGCAUCGAAUACACAGCCAAUUCAUCCUCCGACCAGAUCCUAGACUACGACAAACUCGUCAAGACGCUUACACCGCACGCAAAGCAACUCCCGUCAACACGCGAAACUCCCGCCUUCCAUCAUGAGGCAUUCUACGCGAAUUUAGCACACUAUCAUUCAAAACUACAAAACCAUGAGCCCUCCUUAGGGAAACAUCUCCUCUACGGCGAAGUCGUAACCUCCACCAACACGCUGCUCGAAAAGAACCCAACUCUCCUGCGCAACCUCCCCACAGGCUUUACCCUCACUGCAACACAGCAACUCGCUGGUCGGGGUCGUGGGUCUAAUGUCUGGGUAGCGCCGCCAGGAGCGCUUAUGUUCUCGACGGUCUUCCAUCAUUCGUUCACGCUCACGCAAUCCGCGCCUAUCAUCUUCAUUCAAUACAUAGCUGCCCUCGCCAUCGUUCAAGGCAUCAAGAACUACGCCCCAGGGUACUCGCGAAUCCCCGUAAAACUCAAAUGGCCAAAUGACAUCUACGCUCGUCUCCCUGGUUCACCGUCCAACCCCCUUGUCAAGAUUGGAGGCAUAUUAGUCAAUUCCAGCUACUCAGGGAGCAGCUACGACAUCGUCUGCGGCAUCGGCCUCAACCUCUCGAAUCCCCUCCCCACAACCUCGCUCAACCUCCUCGCCGCCAACUCCAACCCACCCCUAAAACCCUUCACACCGGAGAAACUGCUUGCCUCGAUCCUAUCACACUUUGAAUCUCUAUACAACGACUUCUGUAGACUAGGGUUCAGUAGGGAUAUGGAGGCAGACUAUUAUGAUAGCUGGCUGCAUACAGAUCAGGUGGUGACGCUGGAGACGCAUGAUGGCGCAAGAGCAAGGAUCAAGGGAAUUACGAGGGACUGGGGGUUACUGCUCGCGGAGGAGGUUGGAUGGGAGGAUCGCGGGACGGGGAGAGUGGUGGCGCUGCAGAGUGAUAGUAAUAGUUUUGAUUUCUUCAAGGGGCUGGUUAGGCGGAAGGUGUAG
This is a messenger RNA of Trematosphaeria pertusa, 2148 nucleotides long. Its product is annotated as biotin apo-protein ligase-like protein. Gene Ontology annotation, molecular function: biotin--[biotin carboxyl-carrier protein] ligase activity. Bases 1 to 2148 code for a protein of 715 amino acids. The record is from RefSeq and is a predicted model, not a curated record. Gene Ontology annotation, cellular component: cytoplasm. NCBI's taxonomy places the organism in Eukaryota, Fungi, Ascomycota, Dothideomycetes, Pleosporales, Trematosphaeriaceae. The transcript has 3 exons. Gene Ontology annotation, biological process: protein modification process.